Macadamia integrifolia is the source of this 1881-nucleotide messenger RNA. RefSeq lists its product as uncharacterized. The transcript is spliced from 5 exons. Bases 1 to 1881 code for a protein of 626 amino acids. NCBI's taxonomy places the organism in Eukaryota, Viridiplantae, Streptophyta, Magnoliopsida, Proteales, Proteaceae. The record is from RefSeq and is a predicted model, not a curated record.
AUGACUCUGGUCCAGAUGUUUAUGGUAUUCAUCAAGUUUGGAAAAUUAAACCAUCAGGCUAUCUCUCUUGUUGAAGCAGGUUUGAAUUGGCAUGCAGAAAAUGCUACAGUUCAGAACCAGUACCUUGAAAGAAUAUUAGCUCAGACUCAACAGACUCAUGCUUUUGCCCUUAUUGGUCAAAAAGAGCACCUCAGAUACCUUGAAGCACAACUUCACCAAAUGCAGCAACAACAACCUCGUGCUCCCUCUUUUGCCUCCUCUCAUCGGCAACAGCAACCACUUCCAGUUACAAUUCCAAGCUUCAUUCCACAAGAUCCUUUUGCUAUACAGCUGCAGAUUGUACCGCUUACUGAAAGCCAGUUUGUUACCACUCCCUAUCAAGAAUUUCUUGGUCCCAUUUCAAAUGAUCUCUUAAAGGCCCGUGAUGAAUUUCUCCAGAUGAAGUGUUGUUCUCUUCUUCGGCCAGAUCUUGACAAACAUUUCUCCAGAAUUACCGACCGAUUUCAUAAAAUUGGUGGUAUUGAUGAUGAGAAUUUAAAGCAAGUCUUUUUAAACUCUAUGCCAGAGCCCCUUGGCGCAGAUACACAACAGUUUCUGAAGAAUCAGAAUAUUCCGUUGGCCUUUUGUACUAUUGGUUCUCUAUACAGCUAUGCUCUCACCGCCCUUGAUAAGCUUUGCAACAUUAAAAAAGUCUGGAAAGAUUUGCAAGAUCGUUCUGAUAAAGCAAAGACCUUAUCAUCGGAUUUGAUAUUCUUCGACAUCUCCCUCUCCGAUGGACACCUCAAGAACCCUGACUUCUUCAUUACACUGCCUUUCAAGAAAAAUGAAGAUGUCAAUCCAACAAAAGCCAGCCAUCCAGGCCUCAAUCCGGAACAUCUUUCCUUGGCUAUCCAAGAGACUCAGCAACUUCAGUCCCAAGGUCUUUUGGAACCCACUUUCUCUCCAUGGGCGUGCCAGGCAUUUUAUGUUAACAAAAGAACAGAACAAAUUCGAGAAAAGCUGAGAAUGGUUAUUAAUUAUCGGCCUUUAAAUCACUUUUUAGCUGAUGAAAAGUUCCCUCUCCCAACUCGUCUGGCUUUACUUCUCCUGCUAGCCCAUGCUACUGUGUUCUCAAAGUUUAACCUCAAAGCAGGUUUUUGGCAACUUGGAAUUGUUCCUGAAGACAGACCAAAGACAACUUUUUGCAUUCCAGGCCACCACAUGCAAUGGACAGUCAUGCCUUUUGGUCUCAAAACAGCCCCCUUUAUCUUCCAGAGAGCCAUGAUAAAGAUCUUUGCCCCCAUCCAAGACCAUGCGCUUAUAUAUAUUGAUGAUAUUCUUCUCUUCUCCAACACAGAAGCAGCCCAUCUACAGCUUCUUCAGCAUUUUCAUCAGCUUGUUCAACAAUAUGGUCUUAUGCUCUCUCCAAAGAAGAUACAAAUUGGCGUCCCUUCUAUUGAUUUUCUUGGUGUCACUAUCUCCAAAGGACAAUAUCAUCUGCAACCACAUAUUGCAACCUCUUUGCAGCUAUUUCCAGAUGGUCCUCUCACCAAAAAACAAGUUCAACAAUUUCUUGGGAUCGUCAACUAUAUGACAGAGUUUCUUCCACAACAGAUCAUACAUACUUCUCUGCUACACCAGCUUUUGCGAAAGAAUGCUCCUCCAUGGUCUGCUGCUCACACAACAGCUAUACAGGCUUUAAAGAAACUCUCUGAGCACCUCCCCACACUUCAGAUUCCAUCUACUGGAAAACGAAUCUUACAAACCGAUGCCAGUGAUACUGGGGCACAGUUCUUCUUGAAGAACAACCUUCUACAACUACAAGAAUUGUCUACGGAUACAAAAGUGGAUCUUUCAAACCCUCUGAAACUCAUUAUCAUUCUACAUUUAAAGAGAUUCUAG